Molecule: messenger RNA, 832 nt
Organism: Nannochloropsis gaditana CCMP526
Gene: PSMB4
Product: 20S proteasome subunit beta 7
Exons: 3
Cellular component (GO): proteasome core complex
Source: RefSeq, a predicted model, not a curated record
ACAGUGAUCAGACUUCGGCUGCUUUCCGAAUUAAUUCCUCUCCUUCGGCGGCCGUACUGCUGAACGCGCUCCCUCCCGACGAGGCCCGUGCAUGCCCAGGAAGUGGACUGGAUUGAACCUUGCGUCCAUCAGCCUUUUCUUCGUCACACUUUCAGCUUGCUUGCUUCAGGUCGUUUUCACCAGCAACAUGUUCGGAGUCACAGUGAAAAACAGCGGUAUGACAGGAACCGGAACUACCGCAGGUCCCACGAAACGCACACAUUCCCCCAUGGUUACCGGAACCUCGGUCCUGGGUGUGAAGUACAACGGUGGAGUCAUGUUGGCGGCCGACACCUUGGCCUCGUACGGCUCCUUGGCGCGCUUCAAGGAUGUCACUCGUCUGAAUGCAGUAGGGGACUACACGAUCCUGGGCGCGGGGGGAGAGUUCUCGGAUUUCCAAGCCAUACAGGAGAUACUGGAGAAGAUGGACCAGGAGGAUAAAAAUGCAGACGAUGGGUUUUCGCACUCGCCAGCGGAGCUUUUCAACUACUUGCGGGCGAUCUUCUAUAGCAAGCGGAAUAAGUUCAAUCCGUUGUGGAAUGAGGUCCUGGUGGGCGGUUUCAAGGACGGGAAGGCCUUCCUCGGUCAUUUGGACAUGAUCGGCACCGCCUUCUCGGACGAGGUGAUGGCCACCGGCUUCGGGUCCUACCUGGCCUUGCCCAUCAUGCGGAAGCGGUGGCACGCGAACAUGACAGAGGGGGAGGCGCGGGCCCUGUUGGAGGAUUGCAUGCGCGUCUUAUUCUACCGGUGGGGGCCGCGGGAGGGAGGGAGGGAGGGAGGGAGGAAGGGAGAG